GCCCGGUGCGGGCGGCGGCGGUCGCUGUAGGCGGGCGGUUGGGUCGCGGCCGGCCCCGCGGCCAUGAGCGGCGGGCGGGCGGCGGCCUCCUGCCCUCCGCGGGGCUCCGGGCGGCUCCGCGGCCGUGGGGCGCCGGGAAGCCAGGAUAACUUUCAGGGAUGGAUGACAGAGCCACUCAGCCAUUCUGCCAGGGCAGAACAGCUGCAGAAAAAGAGUACUGCGAUACAGAUGAUGAAGCAUGAAAAGGAAGCUGGUGUUCCUUCUAAUGAAUUUGGCUCAGCAAACGCAGUUACUGAGCAGAAAGGGCAAUCUACAGAGGAAAUGAGAAAAGAGUACAUAUACAGAAGUACUGGGGGACCUGAGGAGACAAAUAGGAUUACAUCGCUUGCGACAGAUGAGGAUGCUUCAAGAAAUUGUGAAAUAUAUUUACCUGUGUCUUGUAAUCCUUCAGCAAUGGAGAUAUCUCUGGACAGUGAGGAGGACAUGUAUCGCGAUGCAGAAGAAAUAGAGAGAGAGAAAAUACUACUUGUUUGCAAGACAAGCUCUUCAGAAUAUAAACCAAGUGUUGCACCUGAAAUGGAUAUCAUGGAGUAUUGCAGAAAAGAAUGGAGAGGAAAUACACCAGUAGCGAAAAGGAUGAGAAAAGGAUAUGAAGCAGUUGCUCAGAAAUUUGCAUCAAUAAGGAGAGUACGUGGUGAUAACUAUUGUGCUCUCAGAGCAACUCUCUUCCAGGCACUAAGUCAAGCUACUCAGCUACCAACCUGGCUGCAGAGUGAGGAUUUUACCAAGCUUCCUGAGAACUUGUUGAGCAAAUAUGACUGGAUCAAGCAGUGGCAGCUAAAACAGAAACUAGGCAGGAAGAUGGGAGAAAUAAGUGAUGAAAUAAAAGAAUAUUUAAUGCUACUAAGGAAAAAGUGGAAGUCUAUAAGUGAAAUCAAGGGUCCUAUUGAGAAACAAGAAGCAUGUGAUAAAUUGUUUAAAAAUGAAGAGGAGGAGUACAGUCUGUAUGAAGCUCUGAAAUUUUUGAUGCUUAACACGGCCAUUGAGUUAUACAAUGAUGAUAAAAAUGGAAGGAGAGUUCCUGUUUUCUCAUGGUUACUGUUUGCACGGGAUACAUCCAGCAACCCUUGUCAGUUAAUGCAUAAUCAUUUGAAUCAAAUAGGUCACAGUGGAGGCCUUGAACAAGUGGAAAUGUUUCUCCUUGCUUAUGCUCUGCAGUACACCAUCCAAGUGUAUCGACUGUAUAAGUAUAAUACGGAUGAGUUCAUCACGCUUUAUCCCAAUGACCCAGAGGAGGACUGGCCUGUGGUGACUCUCAUAACUGAAGAUGACAGACAUUAUAAUAUUCCAGUCAGAAUGUGCCAAGAAACUAUGUUAUAAGGAAGAGAUUUUUAGCAGACACACCUGUGGUUAUUGAGGUUUCCAGUGCUGUUUUGAAACAGGAUGAUAAUGAAAUCUGUGUUAUUAAAUCUGCAACAACUUGAAACCCUUGUUUUAGAAGUUUACAUCUGAACUAAAAUAUCAGAUUCCGUUCUAAGAAUAAAUGAGUAAAAAUUUUGGAAGCAUGGCUUGUUACCAAAAAAAAAAAAAAAAAAGUAAAAAUACGGAAACUUC
Cygnus atratus (black swan) is the source of this 1614-nucleotide messenger RNA. It is a transcript of the gene OTULIN, whose product is annotated as OTU deubiquitinase with linear linkage specificity. The record is from RefSeq and is a predicted model, not a curated record. NCBI's taxonomy places the organism in Eukaryota, Metazoa, Chordata, Aves, Anseriformes, Anatidae. Bases 64 to 1380 code for a protein of 438 amino acids. The transcript has 8 exons. Gene Ontology annotation, molecular function: cysteine-type deubiquitinase activity. Gene Ontology annotation, biological process: protein linear deubiquitination.